AUGACCAAACUUUCGAUUUGGCUGAAGAAUAAUCUUCACAAUAAUAUUAAGAACGACCUAGAUUCGACGCUUGAUGCCUUAUUGAAAUUAAGCCCCCCUUUCAAGAAAAGUAUCAGCAUGAUUGAACAAAAAAAAGCGUUAAAAUCGUCUAUUCGCACGUUCUUCAAGAAUGGUGAAGAAAAUGUGACAAAAUAUGGGUCUUUAUACACGUGGAUUAGUAGUGUUGAAAAAGUCACCUCGAACAAGAAAAGGCUUAAAAUUAUAGAUAAGAAGCCAGGAAAUACGAAAGAAGAUCAAGAAAAUGAAAAGGAAGGUGACAAUGAUGAUGAAAGGGAAGGUGACGAUGAUGAAGAAAAGGAGGUUGAUGAUGAAGAAAAGGGUGAUCGAAGUGAUCAAAGAAACGAAACAAAAGGUCAAGAAGAUAUAGUAUUAUUCUCACAGCGGUUCUCAUUUUCACCUUCAGAGCAGGGUGCAUAUGUUGAAUUGAUUCUUGAACACGUGGAGUUAUCACUUUUUCGAUUUAUUAUUAAACAAGAAAAAUAUAUUCCCCAUGAAGCUGUCGAAGCUAGACAUCAUAAUGCGCAUGGAAUAACAACCCUAAAAGGAAGGUGGAGUGAUGAGAAUCUACAAAGACUUUCAACAUUAGCACUAGAAGUAACUGUAUGUCUCGGGGACCAAGAUACACUCAAACUAUUAAGGGAAAUUAAGCAGAAACUGGAAUCCGAACUCAUGGAGCGAUGGAUCUCAACAAGGAAGAGAAGGCACGAGGAAGAUGAUAAUGAGUGUAAUGUGAAGAAAAGAGACUUGAAAAAUAUGGAGUACGGAGAGUUGACUGACUUUGCCCUAAAUGUAGUCAGUAAAUUGGAAAAGAAUGAAGAACAAGUAGGGAAAAUUGUACGAUUGGCUAUAGCUAAAGAUGAGGCAUUGAUUAAUAUUUGGAAAAGUUUAAUGACUCAAAAAGAUGAAUAUGCGAAAAUUAUAAAAUUCGUGACUCUAGCAAAUUUCCAAUUUGACAUGGUGAGUACGCCAGAUAUUAUUUUCAGAUGCCUGUUUAUGACUAAUUUUGGAAUAUCAUAUUCACAGCACCUAAAAAUCAAAGAGGCCAUGACACAAUAA
Messenger RNA from Acaulospora morrowiae, 1116 nucleotides. The record is from the annotation of a GenBank genome assembly. NCBI's taxonomy places the organism in Eukaryota, Fungi, Glomeromycota, Glomeromycetes, Diversisporales, Acaulosporaceae.